AUGGUUUUCCUCCCUUUAAAUUCCUCUGACUGUUCAAAUUGCACCCAGACUGUGGGGAUAGUGAACAAUUUUAAGGCCAUAUUAUUAGGGGUUAUUUUAGGGGGGCUGAUUAUUUUUGGGGUGCUGGGUAAUAUUCUGGUUAUCCUCUCAGUAGCCUGCCACAGACACCUUCAGAGUGUCACCCAUUACUACAUAAUCAACCUGGCUGUUGCGGACUUCCUCUUAACUUCCACUGUCCUGCCUUUCUCAGCAAUCUUUGAGAUUUUGGGCUACUGGGUCUUUGGGAGGAUCUUCUGCAACAUCUGGGCAGCUGUCGAUGUCCUAUGCUGCACGGCUUCCAUCAUGAGCCUAUGUAUCAUCUCUAUAGACAGAUACAUUGGGGUGAGCUACCCACUGAGAUAUCCAGCUAUAGUGACAGAAAAGAGGGGACUCCUGGCUCUGCUAAGUGUCUGGGCUUUGUCUCUGGUGAUCUCCAUUGGACCUCUCUUUGGCUGGAAGGAGCCAGCUCCCGAAGAUGAGACCAUCUGUCAAAUCACUGAAGAGCCUGGCUACGUAUUGUUCUCUGCUUUCGGCUCCUUCUACCUCCCCUUGACCAUCAUCUUGGUGAUGUACUGUAGAGUGUAUGUGGUGGCCAAAAGGGAAAGCAAAGGCCUAACUUCUGGCUUGAAAACGGAGAAAUCUCAUUCGGAAGAGGUGACCCUCCGGAUCCAUCGCAAAAACACCUCGGUACGGAGCAGAUCUGCAUCCUGCCCAAAGAACAAAACGCACUUCUCCGUGCGUCUCCUGAAGUUCUCCAGGGAAAAGAAAGCGGCCAAGACCCUGGGGAUAGUGGUGGGGUGCUUCAUACUGUGCUGGCUUCCUUUCUUUAUAGUCAUGCCUAUUGGCGUUUUCUUUCCUGCACUCAAGCCCUCAGACACAGUUUUUAAAAUAACGUUUUGGCUUGGGUAUUUGAACAGCUGCAUCAACCCGAUCAUCUACCCGUGCUCGAGUCAAGAGUUUAAAAAAGCAUUCCAAAAUGUCCUACGAGCCCAGUGUUUCACAAGAAAGCAAGCAGCCAACAAGCAUUCCCUUAGCUUCAAUCUGAACCAGCCAGCUAGCCCCAGUAUGGACGGUGCCAAGGAUGUUGUCCGUAUCCCUGUAGGAUCGGGGGAAACCUUCUAUAGGAUUUCCAAGUCCAAUGGGGUCUGCGAGUGGAAGAUUUUCUCCACCAUGCAAAGCAUGUCUACAAAAAGUGCAAUCUCUAAAGACAAGUCCAGCUGCGCCAGAGCCAAAGUGAAGAGCAAAGGUUUCCUCAGGACAUGCUGCUGUACUGGCACAUCAAGGAGCGUCGCUCGGGAGAACCGUAAAGUGCCAACCAUUAAAAUACACACUAUCUCCCUCAGUGAAAACGGGGAGGAUGUCUAAGGGAUCGAGAUCUCUAAUGGGACUGGGGAGGAGGAGGGGAAUCUUUACAUGCAACUGUUCAGCUCUGGCAACCCUGCUCUGCUGGCAUAGUUCUGUGAGCAGGAAGUUGUUCUUCUUAAUGGGAAGUAGGGAUGGAUGCUGAAGUAGGGGGAGUGGCCUGAA
Molecule: messenger RNA, 1566 nt
Organism: Terrapene triunguis (Three-toed box turtle)
Lineage: Eukaryota; Metazoa; Chordata; Testudines; Emydidae
Gene: ADRA1A
Product: adrenoceptor alpha 1A
Exons: 2
Coding region: 1-1404 (467 amino acids)
Biological process (GO): positive regulation of cytosolic calcium ion concentration; phospholipase C-activating G protein-coupled receptor signaling pathway; adenylate cyclase-activating adrenergic receptor signaling pathway
Cellular component (GO): membrane
Molecular function (GO): alpha1-adrenergic receptor activity
Source: RefSeq, a predicted model, not a curated record